Penicillium riverlandense is the source of this 579-nucleotide messenger RNA. RefSeq lists its product as uncharacterized. The record is from RefSeq and is a predicted model, not a curated record. NCBI's taxonomy places the organism in Eukaryota, Fungi, Ascomycota, Eurotiomycetes, Eurotiales, Aspergillaceae. The transcript has 2 exons. The coding region runs from base 1 to 579 and encodes 192 amino acids.
AUGCUAUUAAAUUAUUUUACCGCUACCACGCUUCUGGCGGCCACUGGGACCCUUGCAUGGUCACGCUUUUCUGAUUCACAAGAUCCUUCAACCACCAUCAUCAAGGAGCCUAACGAGGGCGCUGCAACUCUUGUUAAAGCCGCAUAUGGUGAUGAUAUCUACUAUUGCUUCGCUCAACUCAUCCUCGCGUGGGGUUGCAAUGGUAUAAGCGACACUCCUAUCGGGAAAUAUCAGGAUGGCACAUGCGUCCCAUUGAAUGAGGGCAACGCCUAUGAGAUCUCUACAAUCUGCCAUUCAGCCAAGAUAGCGCUCUUCUAUAACGACAUGUCUGACGGAGAUGUUAAGGCUGUUGAGCCAGUUGAUGUCGAUUUCAACUGGGUUCUCGACUCUCCAAAGGCCGGCUUCCUUUACUUUGUCGAUGAGAAUAAUCGGGGCGAAGUGUGGUCUCCAUUACAACAACAAGAUGCUCAGACAGCAGCGAGCUAUGUGCUGGGAACGGCAACUCCUGAAUAUCUCUAUUUCACCGAGACAAAUUCCCAUUCACAUGAUUCUUCGCCCCGACUGCAUGAGUUGGUGUAA